Molecule: messenger RNA, 2530 nt
Organism: Siniperca chuatsi (mandarin fish)
Lineage: Eukaryota; Metazoa; Chordata; Actinopteri; Centrarchiformes; Sinipercidae
Product: ion channel TACAN-like
Exons: 11
Coding region: 1366-2223 (285 amino acids)
Biological process (GO): fat cell differentiation
Cellular component (GO): membrane
Source: RefSeq, a predicted model, not a curated record
CUGUGUCAGUUGGUUCCACCUGUGUCUUGUUGUCUCCCCUACCUGACUGUAUUUAGUCUGUGUUCUUCCACUGUUCUGUGUCAGAUGGUUGUUGUACCUCUGUCAAGUGUCGUGGGUUAUUGGUUCCCUUGUACUUUACGUGUCUGGAUUUUUGGCUUUUGCCUGCUCACCAUUGGACUUGUGUUUCUGUUUUGGACUGCUUACUUGCUGAGUGUUGUUUUACCUGCUAAUUCAGUGUAAGCCUUUUGUUGUUAAUAAAUAGUGAUCUGCAUCAGCUCUGCCUGCUAGUCUGUGUUUGGGUCCUGUUCCCUGCAUUCCCUGUUUCCCAGCUUGGCUAAUCGGAACACAUCCAAGUCCCAUGACCCAGUUUAAAAAAAAAUAAAAAAAAUUCAUUAUUUGACAAAAUGAUCCAACAUUAAUGUCUUCAGGAAAAAAUAUGUGAACCUCCAGGAUUAUUAGUUCAUUUAAAGGUGUAAUUGUCGAGUCAUGUCUAGAGUUAAGUGUUUCUAUCAAUGGGAUGACGAUCAGGUGUGAGUUUAGAGGUCCCUGCCUUAUUGAAAGAAAAGAAACCCUGUUUUUUUCACUAUCAAAGUCCGGUCUUGCUCACACACGUUUGUGCAAGUGUGCCACUAUGAUUAAAGGAGAGUUCAGACAAAGUUGUUGAUGGUCAACAGGCUGGAAAAGGUUACAAAACCAUUUCUAAAGAGUUUGACCUUCACCAGUCCACCGGCAGGCAAAUAAUGUACAAAUGGAGGAAAUUCAACACCAUUGUUACUCUCCCCAGGAGUGGUCGACCAACAAAAAUCACUCCAACAGCAAGUUGUGUAAUACUCGAGGAGGUCACAAAAACCCCCCGGGGUAACAUCUAAGGAUCUACAGGCCUCUCUUGCAUUGGCUAACAUCAGCGUUCAUGAGUCUACCAUCAGACAAACACUGAACAAGAAUGGUUGGUGUGUAUGGCAGGAUACCAAGGAGAAUGCCACUACUCCCCAAGAAGAACAUUGUUGCCUGUCUAAAGUUUGCUCAAGGCCACUUGGAUGAACCAGAAGGCUAUUGGAAGAAUGUUCUGUGGACGGAUGAGUCCAAAAUCAAACUUUUUGGUUUAAAUGAGAAGCGUUGUGUUUGGUGUAAAUCAAACACUGCAUUCUAGUAAGAACCUCAUUACAACUGUGAAGCACGGUCGUGGGGACAGCAUCGUGGUAUUAUGCUGCUUUGCUGCCCCAGGACCAUGGCGGCUUGCAAUAAGUCACGGAACUAUGAAAAAUUCUACAGGACAAUGUCAGGGUAUCCAUUCGUAAACUCAACAAGCUCAACAAAAGGUGGCUCAUACAGCAAGACAAUGACCAGAAGCAGUUUUGUAAGGGAAUGGGCACAAAUUCCUCCAAGCUGAGAUGCAGCACAGGACCAUCAGGAGAAGAUGCUAAGACCUUGGAUGACAUAAAAGAGAAAAUAAAGACGCGACCAAAUGCUUUCUUUGAAAUGGAAGCUUUCCUUCCCCAGAGAAAUGGGUUGUACCUCACUCUGGUUCUUGGAAAUGUGAAUGUCACUCUUCUCAGCAAGCAGUCAAAGUUUGCCUACAAAGAUGAAUAUGAGAAGUUCAAGCUGUACCUCACAGUAUUCCUGCUGCUGUUCUCCUUUAUAUGCUACUUCUUUGUGAGCUACAGAUUUCUUGAUGCAAUCCUCCAUUUCCUGCUGGUGUGGUACUAUUGUACAUUAACUAUCAGGGAAAGCAUACUCAUCACCAACGGCUCCAGAAUCAAAGGCUGGUGGGUUUUUCAUCACUACGUCUCAGCCUUUUUGUCCGGUGUAAUGCUGACAUGGCCAGAUGGGAACCUGUACAAGACAUUCAGGAACCAGUUCCUUGCCUACUCCUUGUAUCAAAGUUUUGUUCAGUGUCUGCAGUGCUAUUAUCAGAGUGGGUGUCUGUACAGACUACGAGCUCUGGGAGAAAGACACAACAUGGAUCUGACCGUGGAAGGAUUUCAGUCGUGGAUGUGGAAAGGGCUGACAUUUCUUUUGCCGUUCCUCUUUUUUGGUCAUUUCUGGCAGCUCUUCAAUAGCAUCUCACUUUUCAGAAUGGCUCAGCUCCCAGACUGUAAAGAAUGGCAGGUCUUGAUGUGUGGUCUCUGCUUCCUUAUUCUCUUCAUGGGAAACUUCUUCACCACGAUCGCUGUGGUCCGUCAGAAGCUGAAGAGCAGGAAUCAGAAACCAAAGAGUUUGUGAUAUAUACUAAUAAAAAAAAAACGACAUGUCUACAAAAUGUUGUCUCACAUGCUCCUCUCCAAAUUAAAGCUCAUCAUUAUUGUCAUCCUUAACAUUAUUUGCUAUGUUCAGUAGUUACUAUGUACAAUAUACAGUAGAUACAGGAAUAUUAAUUUUUUUUAUCAAUAAUCAAUCACCAUUAAAGGUUAAAUUAUUCUCCAGGACACCUCCAUGUUCUUAUCUUUGUAUAAUAAGUGAAAUUACUCUCAUAGGAAAAGACAAUGAAUAAAAGAAUCACAGUCCAAUAAAAUAUAUCCUUUUACAGACA